Brassicogethes aeneus is the source of this 1772-nucleotide messenger RNA. The record is from the annotation of a GenBank genome assembly. NCBI's taxonomy places the organism in Eukaryota, Metazoa, Arthropoda, Insecta, Coleoptera, Nitidulidae.
CGGCACUAAGUUGACAGACGACAGAGAUGAUAACCCCACUUUUUUUAAACCUUGACAUUAGAUUGUUGUACUUUAUUUAAAAUUAAGUGACAACCUUGUGUGUGGUGUCAGCUAUAUAAGUUAUAUUAUACAGUUGGAAAAUAGGAACUUGAAAUGGAGAGGUUGUCGGCUAGUUUACAGCCCCACAAGGAACUUGUAGGGUCCAUAGCAAGUAUAGUUACUAUUUUGCAGUUUUUUACGGGAGCCUUUUUAAUUAAGGACAUUUAUAAAAAGCAAAGUACAGAGGGGAUACCUGCUAUACCAUUUAUUGGGGGUAUAGUCAUAGGAUCAUUGACCUUAAAGUAUGCUCAAAUUCUAAACGACCCUGCAAUGUUGCAAGUAAACGUUUUCGCCAUAAUUCUCAACUCCAUUUAUUUAAUGGUUUAUUUUGCGUACUCGAAAGAUAGAGUCAAGGAAGUUUGGCAACCUGUUUCCGUCGGCGUUGCCAUUGCUGCCGUUUUUCUUGGCUACGCCGCUGUGGAAAGCCCGGCAAAUUUGGAAUUUAGAUAUGGAUUGGCUGUCACUGUGCUUAUGCUGCUCCUUGUGGCAUCCCCAUUAAUGGAUGUAGCUGAAAUUAUUAGUAACAAAGAUGCUUCAAGUAUUCCUUUCCCAAUGACACUUAUGGGUUCCCUAGUCUCUUUUCUAUGGUUAAUUUAUGGAAUUAUUCUACUUAACAAUUUUAUGAUUGUACAAAACAUAAUUGGUUUUUUGCUGUGCAUGGUACAACUGGUUUUGAUCCAAUUAUAUCCUGGUAAACCAAAAAAUAAAAAAAUCAGCAAAAGCAAAAAUAAAUCGCAAUAGGUUUAAAACAAGUUUAGUAUUAUUUUAAAAUAAUUUUAUUCCAGGUGAACCCAAGUGAUUAUUAUACAUACCCGUAAUUUUAUAUUUAUUGAUAUUGUUAAAAAUAUACAACUUUAAAUUUUAUUUAACAAACCUGGUGUUUUAUUUGUUUGGUAUUUGUCAAUGUCAAUUUUUGUUGUAAUUUUUUUGUGGCAAUAAAAGUGAUAGAAAAAAUUUGCAAUGGAUAAGUUAAAAGAAACUUUUGAACCGCAUAUGGAUCAGCUGGGCCAGGCAGCAUCCGCGGCCACUAUAGCUGGAGCCAUAUACUGCUUUUCCAAAAUUAUACAAGUGGUCCAGACUAAACAAGCUGAUAAAAUAAGAAUACAUACCUAUAUUGAUAAUAUUUUAAUAUCAGCAAUCAUUCUAAAACACUGCAUGAUUACCGACGACUCCUACAAAUGGCAAGCAAAUGUGGUAAUGUGUCCUCUAUAUUUGAUAUUCUUUGGCGUUUGGGCAAUGUAUGCUCAUUCCAAAUUGAUGUGGGCCUUACAAAGAUUUGCUGCUGAGGCAGUAGUACUGGCAGCCCUAUUGGGAUAUGCUUAUUAUAAAGAAGACGACGAAAACUUUAAGGACAACUUUGAGAUAGCAACUUCUGUAAUUAUUGUUGUUUUAACUUUCCUGAAGGUGCCUGAAUUGGCUCAUAUGUUCAAAAACAAAUCAAUUUGCUUAUCUGGCGCUGGAACUCUGGACUCUAUUACCGCUUUUAUGGCAGUUUUGGUCGAUGUUUUAUGGGUGUGCUAUGCUAUCGCUGCAGGGCAAGAAUUCAUCCAUUUUAUUAUGCAAGAAGUAGUAAGGGCACUCUUCCAUCUCUUUCAAUUAUUUUUGGUUAUUCAAUUCGAUAAACCCGAAACAGCUUGAAUGUAUCACGCUUUGUCAAUAAAAUUUAUCGUGUA